AUGAAGGUCCACUCGUCCUUGCGAUACAACUCGCCGCUUUGCCAAGUCGUCUUGGUCUCAUUCGUCUGCUUUGCAACAGUCGGAAUGUUCUCGGCAGUGUCUAACCUGGGUGCCGGUGGUACCCAGUCCAUUACGCUGUCCAACAUCACCAACGCCAUUCUCUAUGCCCUCUUCGCCUUGACCGGUCUUGUCGCCGGUUCGUUCAACAACAUCUUUGGUCCUCGCAUUACCCUCUUCUGCGGCUCGCUCGGCUACGCUCUCUACCUCGCUGCUCUCUGGGUGUACCAGGAGAAGGCUCAGGAUUGGUUCCUCAUCUUCUCGGGCGCCGUUCUCGGCGCAUGUGCCGCUCUCCUCUGGACUGCUCAGGGUUGCAUCAUGCUUUCCUACCCUCUCGAGGCCGAAAAGGGUCGCUCCUUCAGUAUCUUCUGGGCUAUCUUCAACAGUGGCUCGCUCAUGGGUGGUCUCAUUGCACUCGGCAUCAACCUCAAGCAGGGUGGUCUGGACGCAGUCAAGGUUACGACCUACAUCGCCUUCUUUGCUGUCAUCAUGGUCGGUGUCGCCCUCACCUGGACCCUCCUUCCUCCCAACCGCGUCGUUCGUACUGACGGAACCCUCGUCAAGGUCCAGAAGAGCAACACUGUCAAGCAGGAGGUAGGCGCUCUGCUCAGCACGCUCAAGAAGCGCGAGAUCUUGCUUCUCAUUCCCAUGUUCUUCGCCAGUAACUUCUUCUACCCUUACCAAGGCUCGAUCGCUUUCAAGUCUUUCGACAGCGCCACCCGCAGUGUCAAUGGUGUGGUCAAGUCGGUCGGUCAGAUUCUCGGUGCCUUGACCCUCGGUUUCCUGCUCGACAAGCUGCCCAUGCAGCGUCGCAACCGUGGCCUUGUCGGUCUCGCCGUUACGGCCAUCUUCACCACGAUCGCUUACAGCUGGGGCAUCAAGUACCAGAUCCCCAUCACCCGUGCCACCAACUGGCCCAAGAAGAUCAACUACGAGGACUCUGCCUUUGGCGAGCCGAUGGCCAUAUUCGUGCUGUACGACAUUGGCGAUGCCUUCUACCAGGGUUUGGCCUACUGGAUCAUGGGUGCCAUCACCAACGACCCCUUUGAGCUGGCUCGCUUUGCCGGUAUGUACAAGGCUGUGCAGUCGGCGGGGGCUGCUGCUGCCUUUGCCAUGGAUGCGACGCUGGUGCCUUACAUCAACGAGAUCGGCGCCGUGUUUGGCCUCAUGCUCUUCUCGUUCCCCUUUGCCGCCAUGGUCAUCUGGGGCAUCCGCGAUUCCAACUACGAGGUCGAGGAGCAGGUCUACAUCGACGAGGCCGCCGCCGAGAACACCAACACUGUCGCUGUCCUCGAGGGCGGUCAGCAGACCAGCCCCGCUUUCGACCGCCAGUCCUCGGGCAGCAGCGAGAAGAAGAUCUAA
Molecule: messenger RNA, 1419 nt
Organism: Sporisorium graminicola
Lineage: Eukaryota; Fungi; Basidiomycota; Ustilaginomycetes; Ustilaginales; Ustilaginaceae
Exons: 2
Coding region: 1-1419 (472 amino acids)
Source: RefSeq, a predicted model, not a curated record